ACAAAAGCCACUAGCUAAUAACAUCACUCUCUACAUUCUUUCAUCACUACUCUUCUUCUUCUUCUUCUUCACUUUGUCACUUGCUUGGCUUCUUUUCUUGGUUUUGUAUUCAUGGAAGUUUCUCAAGAUUUUCCCGAUCGCUCGUACGCUUUCAAAGGAAAGCGUAGCAAGCGAUCAAGACCCUCGUCCCCGUUUGACAUAGCGGGGACGAUGGUCACAAGUAGCUCAUCGGUCGCUGGCGGGAGCGAUGAUGGUGGUGGUGGAGGUGAUGUUUAUUACUCUUCAGCAAUAAUUCAGUAUUCACCAACCACUUCUACUACUCAAAUAUCAACUAGUAGCACGUCCGAAGAAGAUGAAGACAUGGCCAAUUGCUUAAUUCUGUUAGCACAAAGCGGACGAAAAGUACAAGUUGUAACUGAAGUUAAAAAGGAGAAAAUCAGCAGCAGGAAAUUCACAGAAAUGGUCAAUACUACAACUGGAAAAGCUGGUUUUUUUGUCUACGAGUGUAAAACUUGCAACAGAACUUUCCCUUCAUUUCAAGCACUUGGUGGGCACAGAGCUAGUCAUAGAAGGCCCAAAACCAUAGUAGAAGAGAAAAAAUCUGUCACUAUCACUGCCACUGCCACUGCCACUGCCAUGGCUUCUGCUAGCACUGCCAUGGCUACUGCUAGCGCUGGUGCUGACUCGCUAGUGGAAAAUCAUGACGAUAAUCAUGUAAAAAAUGAUCAAGAAGAAGGACGGCUCAAUAAAAUUAGUGCAUCUCUUUCAAUCCAAAUAGUCAACAACAACAAAGGUAUCAACUCUCAUGGUAACAGCUACAGCAAGCCAAAAAUCCACGAGUGUUCAAUUUGUGGGUCGGAGUUUUCAUCAGGGCAAGCUUUAGGUGGUCAUAUGAGAAAACAUAAACCACCUACUACAACAACUGCUACAAACAGUACUAAGGUUUCUACAAAUACUCAUAUUGAGACAAUUAACAAUUUUUCAGAAUCAUCACAUGAUGAUGUUGCUACUAAUAAUUAUAAGGAGGAGGAGAAAUCUACAAGAAAUUUUCUGUCUCUUGAUCUUAAUUUGCCGGCGCCACCAGAAGAUGAUCGCCGUGAAACAAAAUUUGAACAAAGUCUUGUCUUCUCCGCUGCCCCUUUGGUGGGUUGUCAUUACUAAUAAUUAAAAGAGGAGAGAUUAUUUUUUUUUUCCUUUUUUUAGUUUAUCAGUUUUUUUUACACUUAUUGAUCAAUUAAUGUGAAUUAAUUUGUCACAAAUUUGUGAUAAUAAAUUAGAAUUGUUGUUAUUAAUUUUA
Messenger RNA from Nicotiana attenuata, 1297 nucleotides. RefSeq names its product zinc finger protein ZAT5. Lineage: Eukaryota; Viridiplantae; Streptophyta; Magnoliopsida; Solanales; Solanaceae. The transcript has a single exon. Bases 112 to 1161 code for a protein of 349 amino acids. The record is from RefSeq and is a predicted model, not a curated record.